UCUUUCUCUUCCUCUCCCGCCUGCUCCACAUCUCCAUCUCCAUCUCCAGCUCCAUCAUCACGAUAAUGGCGACUCCUCUCUCCACCCUCCUUCUCCUCCUCUCCUCCUUCUUCACCGCCGUCCUCUCCCAAUCCCCAGUGCUUCAAGGUAUUCUCCUCGACUGCGGAGCUUCCUCUGCGUCCGAAAUCGAUGGCCUUUCUUGGAUUCCUGAUGAUCCCUAUACCUCUUAUGGCGUCUCUAAAAACCUCCCAAUCUCCGGCCUCCUUCCCAUCCUCUCCACCCUCCGCUCCUUCCCAUUCAAAGCCUCUGAUAUUCCUUGCAAGUUCUGCUACGCGAUCCCCGUUGUUCGCAACGCCACCUACCUCGUUCGCGCCACUUACUUUUACGGCGGCCCUGGAUCGCCGCCGGUGUUUGACCUGAUCGUCGAUGGGACCUUCUGGACCGUCGUCAACACCACCGGCGAUUAUGCUAACAGGUUGUCAUCUUAUUAUGAAGGUGUUUUCCGGGCUAGAGGGAAGCGAUUGAGUGUGUGCCUUGGAGUGAAUGUGUAUACGGAGUCCGAUCCUUUCAUUUCUGCACUUGAAGUGAUUCUUUUGGAGAAUUCUGUGUAUAACGCUACUGAUUUCAGUAAGAAUGCUAUGGGGCUUAUAGCAAGGAGCAAUUUUGGCAGUACUGGACCUACUAUUGGGUACCCUGAUGACAACUUCCGUCGAUUCUGGCAGCCAGUUGCAGGAAUUAUGAAUUCCACUAGUAGCAAUCAGACCAUAUCAGCAUCUGGUUUCUGGAAUCUACCUCCUGAAAAUGUAUUACGCACUGCCCUAUUAGCUGAUCCAGAUAAAACCAUGGAGCUACAGUGGCCCCCUGUGUCUCUCUCAAGUUCCAGCUAUUAUAUUGCUCUUUAUUUUGCAGACCCAUUGUUCAGCAGUUCAAGGACUUUUAGUGUCUAUAUAAAUGAAAAUAACUUCAUCAAUAACCUUGAGGUGACAUCAUCUGGUCUAAUGGUGUUUUCAUCUAUAUGGAAUCUUUCUGGUUUUACAAAAAUUACAUUACUUCCGAGAUCUACUCUUCCUCCGUUAAUCAAUGCUGCAGAGAUUUUUGGCCUUUUCCCUGUUAAAGGAUUAACAAUCCCUAAAGAUGUGAUUGCUCUUGAGAGCAUAAAGAAAAGUAUUCUUAAUCCACCAACUAAUUGGAUUGGGGAUCCUUGUUUGCCUCGUGAGUACUCAUGGACUGGAGUCACUUGCUCUGAAGGAGGCAAAAUUCGUAUUAUCAGCCUGAACUUGUCGAGCAUGGGGCUUUCUGGGACUUUGUCGCCUAGCAUUGGUAAUUUGACUGCAUUGACCAAUAUAUCGUUUGCAGAUAAUAACUUGACAGGACCUAUUCCAGAACUCAAUCGCUUAAAGUUGCUUGAAAAUUUGCAUUUGCAGGACAAUCAAUUCAUAGGAGAAAUCCCUCCUUCAUUCAGCAAUCUUAAGAGUUUACGGGAACUCUUUCUGCAGAAUAAUAACCUGACUGGUGUAGUUCCAAAGAGCCUGAAAUUAAAAGAUGGAUUGAUUCUCCAGCUAUCACCUGGAAAUAACUUCACUCAGACUCCAUAAAUGCACAAUAUAUUUUUCUCAAUUACUGCAAAUUCACACCUUCACUUCUUCGGUGUACGAUGGAUUUAAAUUCUUAAAUAUCUCAUAUACAAGGGCAAACCAAGCUUAGAGUUUGAUCGAAGUAAAGAAGUUAGACAAACAUGUUACCAGCUGGCAAAUGUAUAUAACUAUGUAUGUGUAGUGCAUUCUUUUGUUUUUAUUUUUAUUUUUUUGUUUGUUUGUAAUUUUUGCACAAUGUGUGUCCUUGUAAAGAACAUACCAAUUUACAUUAUUAUUGAUUGUAUUUAUUGAAACAAUAGUCAGAAUUUGGGCUUGG
Molecule: messenger RNA, 1911 nt
Organism: Dioscorea cayenensis subsp. rotundata (Guinea yam)
Lineage: Eukaryota; Viridiplantae; Streptophyta; Magnoliopsida; Dioscoreales; Dioscoreaceae
Product: putative leucine-rich repeat receptor-like serine/threonine-protein kinase At2g14440
Exons: 9
Coding region: 66-1595 (509 amino acids)
Molecular function (GO): protein binding
Source: RefSeq, a predicted model, not a curated record